Molecule: messenger RNA, 225 nt
Organism: Chrysochloris asiatica (Cape golden mole)
Lineage: Eukaryota; Metazoa; Chordata; Mammalia; Afrosoricida; Chrysochloridae
Product: sperm-associated antigen 11-like
Exons: 2
Coding region: 1-225 (74 amino acids)
Biological process (GO): antimicrobial humoral immune response mediated by antimicrobial peptide
Cellular component (GO): extracellular region
Source: RefSeq, a predicted model, not a curated record
AUGAAAAUGCUCUUUCUUUUUGCUGUUCUCUUCUGUUUGGUCCAAACUAACUCAGGAGAUGUUCCACUUGGGAUUAGAAAUACUAUCUGCCUUUUACAACAUGGGACCUGCAGACUUUUUUUCUGUCGUUCUGGUGAGAAAAAGGGUGACAUCUGCUCUGAUCCCUGGAAUAGGUGCUGUACAACAGAGGAGAUCAAAAAAGAGAAAUCAGAAAUAAAUGACUAG